This is a messenger RNA of Thlaspi arvense, 1635 nucleotides long. Lineage: Eukaryota; Viridiplantae; Streptophyta; Magnoliopsida; Brassicales; Brassicaceae. The record is from the annotation of a GenBank genome assembly.
CAACUUCUUCAUUAUUGUUAAUUUCUCUCUCACCUCUAUUUCUCUCACACACCUUUUUCUAAUUUCUUCUCUUCCAUGUCACUUCUUUGACGAAUUCCAUAUACCUAGCCUUUUGAGUAGCAGAUAUGAGUCGUCUAUUCAUCUGGAUUUGAUGUGGUUGUAGUCUAACAUAGACCUUUGAUUCAAAUAAGAACAAAAAUAUUUUACUCAUCUGGGUAUGGAAGAAUACCAACAUGAAAGCAGCUCCACUCCUCAUAGAGUAAGUUUCUUGUACUCUCCAAUCUCUUCUUCCAACAAAAACGGUAACACCAACAAUGACAACAAUAAUAACAAUUAUGUUCCUGGUUACAAUAAUACUAAUAACAACAAUCAUCAACAACAUCAUCAACACAUGUUGUUUCCAAAUAUGAGCUCUCUUCUUCCUCAAGCGACCGAGAAUUGCUUCCGAUCCGAUCAUGAUCAGCCCACCCACCCAUCUGUUAAAUCUGAAGCAAGCUCUUCAAGGAUUAAUCACUACUCUAUGUUGAUGAAAGCCAUCCACAAUACGCAAGAAGCUAACAACAACAACGAUGUGGAAGCCAUGAAGGCUAAGAUCAUCGCUCAUCCACACUACUCUACCCUCCUACAAGCUUACUUGGACUGCCAAAAGAUUGGAGCACCACCUGAGGUGAUCGAUAGAAUUACUGCGGCACGGCAAGAUUUCGAUGCACGGCAACAGCGGUCAACAGCGUCCGUGACUGCUUCGUCCAGGGACCCGGAACUAGAUCAAUUCAUGGAAGCAUACUGUGACAUGUUGGUUAAGUAUCGAGAAGAGCUAACACGGCCCAUUCAAGAAGCAAUGGAGUUUAUACGUCAUGGGAAGAGUGAGGGUGUGGGAUCAUCAGACGAAGAGCAAGAGAACAACAGUGGAGGGGAAACAGAAUUACCGGAAAUAGACCCGAGGGCGGAAGAUCGAGAACUCAAAAAUCACUUGCUGAAGAAGUACAGUGGAUACUUGAGCAGUCUAAAGCAAGAACUGUCCAAGAAAAAAAAGAAAGGCAAACUUCCCAAAGAAGCAAGACAGAAGCUUCUUACGUGGUGGGAGUUGCAUUACAAGUGGCCGUACCCUUCUGAGUCAGAGAAGGUGGCAUUGGCGGAAUCAACGGGGUUAGAUCAGAAACAAAUCAACAAUUGGUUCAUAAAUCAAAGAAAACGUCACUGGAAACCGUCUGAAGACAUGCAGUUCAUGGUGAUGGAUGGUCUGCAGCACCCGCAGCACGCAGCUCUAUACAUGGAUGGUCAUUAUAUGGCCGAUGGACCUUAUCGUCUCGGGCCAUAAAAGACCGCAUGCAGAGGUCCAAAAGUGUUAGCCGUCUCGGGCCUUAAGAGACAGCAUGCAGAGAUCCAAAAGUGUUAGCCAUAUAAUAACAUCCUUUUGUUGCAUUCUUCGUUUACAAUUCAUGAUUUGAACUCCCCUACAUCAGUUUGCUACAUAUAGCUUUUAUUUGUUUUACCCGUUUUGUAAUGUGUCAUAUCGUUGGCGGGUUGGAGACUUCCUCAAAGAUCCCUUCAUUUGAAUUUCACUUUAAAAAAAAAUCGUUUUUUCUCUAAUUUUUUUGUUUAUAAUAUAUUAAGUGUUUUAAUAAUUGUGAUGGC